Fonsecaea multimorphosa CBS 102226 is the source of this 1728-nucleotide messenger RNA. RefSeq lists its product as uncharacterized. Gene Ontology annotation, molecular function: ribosome binding. Bases 1 to 1728 code for a protein of 575 amino acids. NCBI's taxonomy places the organism in Eukaryota, Fungi, Ascomycota, Eurotiomycetes, Chaetothyriales, Herpotrichiellaceae. Gene Ontology annotation, cellular component: mitochondrial inner membrane. The record is from RefSeq and is a predicted model, not a curated record. The transcript has 3 exons. Gene Ontology annotation, biological process: intracellular monoatomic cation homeostasis.
AUGAGUUCCGGUCCUAGACUAAUCAGCAGCAAUGCCGCAGCCAGGAGACUCCUGUUACAAUCAUACCCUCGUGCCUCCCACUCCACGCUCUUGAGCGUCUACUCCUCUCGAUCCAGGUUCGCCAGGGACCUCCCCCCUAAGCUCUCGGCAUUGGCUAUUGCUUUGCCGCAAAGGAAUUAUGCUACAGAGACAACUCCGCAUGGUCCUGACGGUGGCCCUCCUCCGGGCUUCAACAUUGAUGAGGCUAAGAAACCAUUGUCAAAGGAUGAGGCCAAGAAGUCAUCAGAAGCAUCGCCAACCCCUACGAUUGCAGAGCUGAAGAAGUCCGAUGAACAACUCCAUGUCCCCAAAACAAAGGCUACUGCGACUGCCAAGACUCAGGCUCUGGAAAAUGCCAGUCUCAGCGAGCUGGCUACCGAAAAGGCCGCCUCUGCUCAGGCCGAGAAAGAGCACGCAACGGAACUGGCGGCCAAGAAGGAGGAAUCCAAGAAACUCACCAUUGGCCAAAAGAUCAAGAAGGAACUCCAGCAUUAUUGGGACGGAACGAAAUUGCUCGCCGCGGAGGUCAAAAUCUCCUCAAAGCUUGCAUUAAAAAUGGCCGCUGGCUACGAACUCAGCCGUCGAGAGAAUAGACAGUUGCAACGGACAGUCCAGGAUCUCGGCCGGCUAGUACCCUUCUCCGUUUUCGUCAUCGUCCCCUUCGCAGAAUUGCUGCUCCCGGUUGCGCUGAAAUUGUUCCCGAAUCUGCUUCCCUCGACAUACGAAGGUCAAAAGAGCCGAGAAGCCAAAGCUGCCCAUCUCAGGGAAACGCGCAAACAAGUCUCUGCUUUCCUACGCAACACGCUGCGGGAAACUGGCCUCCCCGUUUCCGCUGUCAAUGCAAAGAAAGAAGAGUUUACCGAGUUCUUCCGCAAAGUCCGCGCCACGGGUGAAUCUCCUUCUAGGGAGGAUGUGAUCAAAGUUUGCAAGAUUUUCAAGGACGAUUUGACAUUGGACAAUUUAUCCAGACCACAACUCGUGGGCAUGUGCAAGUACAUGAACCUCAAUACCUUUGGAACUGACGCCAUGCUACGGUAUCAAAUCCGCCACCGUAUGCGUCAGAUCAAACGCGACGACAAAGCUAUCUCCUUUGAAGGAGUCGACUCCCUCAGUGUGCCUGAACUACAAAUGGCAUGCGCCUCCCGUGGUCUUCGAACCCAUGGUAUGUCGCCCGGCAAGUUGAGGGAGGAUCUGCAAAUGUGGCUCGACCUCCGCCUCAAAUAUAACAUUCCAUCAACACUUCUGGUUCUCAGCAAUGCGUACAUGUACACAUCUGGUAAAGACAGUGAGAUCGACUCGCAAAUUGACGCACUGCAAGCUGUGCUUAGUUCCAUUCCGGAGGAACUAUUCCACGAAAUCGAACUUGAGGUUCACAAUGCAGAGGGAGCGGCUACAAAUAAACAACGCCUGGAGGUGCUCAAAGAGCAGCAGGAACUGAUUGAAGAAGAGAACGAGCAGGCCGAAUCAAGUAAGCAGACGUCAGAGACCAAGGGUGAGAAGAAGAGUGCGAGCUCGACCGUGAAGGAUGACAAAGACAUUGAUGAGAAGCCCAAGGCCAAGCCAACUGAUGCUAAACAGGAGGCGAAGAAGGCCGAUGCGAAAGACGAGGCCAAAGAGGCCGAGGAGGACGUCGCGGAGCAGGGGAAGCAGGAAGAGAUCCAAAAGGCGCCCAACGACAAGAAGAACUGA